UGAAGAAGCGAGCAGUGUGUGUGUGUGUGUUUUUCUUAACUAUUUCCAAAUGAAUCAGAUUCUCUGACUUUUUCACAGCAGACAUUUUGAUAGGGUAUUGCAGGAAAAUCACAGGUGGAACUAAUAAUAUUAACUAUGGCUCCAUCCCACAGUGAAUGCAGUACAGCAGAUAAUGACAUUACAUACACCUGUGUUGACUCGUCAGACUGUCUGCUGUGAAUGAGGUCUGUUCAGCUUUAAUCUCAUCCAUAAUUUUUUCUCUUGUCAUCAAAGACAAGAGCAGCAGCUCAGAUAAAUCUGGCUUUAUAGGUUUUUGAAGUAUAACUGAAGAAAGGGAACAGAUGCUGCCAAUGCUUUGUAUAAGAUGAAACUUUAAAUCUUGAUUAUUACUCAUCUGUCAGAAUGAAAUUGACAUAAUUAUCUUGAUUGACUCAAUCGUCUUUGAAAAGCCACACUUUUGUGCAAAUGACUCAAAAACAAUGGGGUGUGAAGAGUGUGACAGUCACGCACUCAUCUCAUCGCUGCUUCAUGUCACGCUACAUAACAACACCAUCAUUUCCUCCUACACCUUUCUGCUUACUCCUGGCCUAGCCUCUAUCUCAGAGUCAGAGUUUCCAUCGCUGUUAGCUGAGCUUCCUGUCCAAUAUGGUUCAGAGGGUGGCAGUGAUUGGUGCGGGUCCUUCAGGUCUAACCAGCAUCAAGGCCUGUUUGGAUGAAGGUCUGAAUCCAACCUGCUUUGACAGCAGCCAUGACAUUGGAGGUCUAUGGAGAUUUAAGGAGAAGCCAGAGCCUGGACGAGCCAACAUCUAUCAGUCGGUGGUCAUUAACAGCUCCAAAGAGAUGAUGUCUUUCAGUGACUUCCCUCCUCCUGCGGAGCUCCCCAACAACAUGCACCACUCUGAGGUGCUGCUGUAUCUGCGCCUGUAUGCCAAGGCGUUCAAUCUGCUGCAGCACAUACACUUCCAGACUACUGUGCUCAGUGUGAGGCAGACUCCAGACUUUGCUGUGACAGGCCAGUGGGAGGUGGAGACAGAAAGAGAGGGUCAGAGGGAGACUCAUGUUUUUGACGCAGUGAUGGUUUGUACCGGACACUUCACCCAACCUCACCUGCCACUCAGCGACUUCACAGGUAUUGAGAGCUUUGAAGGCAGAUACUUCCACAGCUGGGAAUAUCGCAAUGCUGAUGGGAUGGAGGGGAAGAGAGUGGUGGUUAUUGGGAUUGGAAAUUCUGGAGGCGAUAUUGCUGUGGAUAUCAGUAGAGUUGCUGAGAAGGUGUACCUGAGCACCAGGAGCGGAGCCUGGGUUGUCAGCCGUGUAGGACAGAGAGGAUUUCCAGCUGACCUUUUUGGAACUUCUCGAAUGCAUUUGAUGAUAAACAAAGUCUUCAGCUCAUGGAUCAACAGGAUGUUGGAGAAGAAUCUGAACGAAGCGUUCGACCACAAACUAUAUGGCCUGAAACCAAAACAUGGGUUGUUUGCACAGAUCCCUGUCGUGAAUGAUGACCUGCCAGCUCGGAUCAUCUCAGGUCGUGUUCAGGUGAAACCAAAUGUGAAGGAGUUCUGUGGGUCCAGUGUGGUCUUCACUGAUGGGAGCGUCAUAAACAAUGUGGAUGUGGUGGUGUUUGCCACAGGCUACAACUACAGCUUCCCUUUCCUGCCCUCAGCUCUGCAGGCUAAAAGUGGCUACAGGCUGCUUCUCUACAAACAUGUGUUCCCUCCUGCACUCACUCAACCAACGCUGGCAGUGGUGGGCUUCAUCCACGGCUUUGGGGCGGUCAACCCACUGGCUGAGAUGCAGGCACGCUGGGCUACAAGAGUUUUUAAAGGGUUAUCAACUCUCCCCUCAGAAGAGAGAAUCAUAAAGGAAAUUCAGAAAGACACCAAAACAAUGCACCAGAGUUUUGCCUGCUCUGAGCGUAACCCCCUCCAAGUGGACUACAUCCCUUACCUGGACUCUCUGGCAGAGCAGGUAGGGGCUCGACCAAACAUACUGUGGCUCUUGAUGAAGGACCCCAGACUGGCACUGCAGGUUUGGCUGGGUCCCUGUACUUCUUAUCAGUACCGUCUGACUGGACCAGGCCAGUGGGUCGGUGCCCGUCAGGCUAUUCUCACCCAGUGGGAGCGGGUGAUUCAACCUUUCCGGACCAGAGAGGUACCAGAACCAGAGACCAGACCCUCUUCUAGACUGAGCAUCAUGGUGACUUUCUCAGGUGUUAUCCUGCUGUACUGCUGCUACAAUAAAUUCUGUAUAUGAAUGAAGCAGCACACUAAACCAAACUGUCCAUGUCAAAGUGAUAUAGGCAGAGCAUGUUUUUAGAAAUUAGUAACUUAAUUACUUGAAUGAAAAAUAAAGUUUUUAAAUAAACAUGCUGGAUUAUAA
Lates calcarifer (barramundi perch) is the source of this 2379-nucleotide messenger RNA. Its product is annotated as flavin-containing monooxygenase 5. NCBI's taxonomy places the organism in Eukaryota, Metazoa, Chordata, Actinopteri, Centropomidae. Gene Ontology annotation, molecular function: NADP binding; N,N-dimethylaniline monooxygenase activity; flavin adenine dinucleotide binding. The transcript has 11 exons. The record is from RefSeq and is a predicted model, not a curated record. The coding region runs from base 646 to 2253 and encodes 535 amino acids.